This is a messenger RNA of Biomphalaria glabrata, 3431 nucleotides long. RefSeq names its product armadillo repeat-containing protein 3-like. Bases 124 to 2832 code for a protein of 902 amino acids. The transcript is spliced from 23 exons. The record is from RefSeq and is a predicted model, not a curated record. Gene Ontology annotation, molecular function: protein binding. NCBI's taxonomy places the organism in Eukaryota, Metazoa, Mollusca, Gastropoda, Planorbidae.
GUAAUGUUUGUGUCUCCUAGCAACAAAAAGAGUAACUUCCGGUGUCAUGAAACUUAACACAAUUUAAACAUUUACUCAUGAUUUAGAACUAUUUACAUUUUCUUUUGUAAAUAAAAAAAAAAGAUGGGAAAGAAAGUAAAGAAAGAUGAGAAGGGACCACCAAGUGAUGUUUUUGAAACACUCCUUGUUGAAAGUCGCCAGGCUGCGACUGUGGUUCUAAUGCUGAACAGCCCAGAGGAGGAUGUGCAGUCAAAAGCUUGUGAAGCCAUCUACAAGUUUGUUGACAAAUGUGAUGAAAACAAAAAGGUAUUACUCGAUCUGGAAGUCCUUGACCCUUUGCUGAGUUUAAUUCAAGGUCCAGAUCGAACAGUUCGUCGACACGCUAUUAUGGCUCUUGGUGUUAUGUGUGCUCACACUGAAGUUCGUAAAGCACUAAGGAAAAGAUCAGGUGCUAUACCUGCUAUAAUUUCUUUAUUGAAUUCAGAUGAGGAUUCUGUAAUACAUGAAUUUGCUGCUCUUGCUUUGUCAUUCAUGGCCAAUGAAUUUGCUAGUAAAGUUGCUAUUCAGGCAGCCAAUGGUGUUGAGCAAUUAGUCCACCUUUUAUCAUCACAUGACCCAGACGUGCAGAAGAACUCUGUAGAAGCCAUUGCUCAGUUAGUUAUGGAUUACAAAGCCAGAUCCAGUGUUAGAGAAUACAAUGGUCUUCAGCCAGUUUUGGAUCUGGUGAAAUCAGAAUAUGCAAUUAUUCAACGUUUAGCUCUUCUGGCUCUUGAUAGACUUUCUCAAGACAGUGAAAACAGACGUGUGCUCAGAGAGAUUGAUGCCAUUGGAAGACUUCUGGACAUACUGGCUCAGCCAACUCUCAAUGACCUUCAUGUUAUGGCGGUGAUGGUCCUGUCCAAUCUUCUUGAAGACCCAGAGAGCUUAGUGCUGGUCAGAGACAAUGGAGCAUUGAAACGCUUUGUUGCACUAAUUACUGAUGCUGCUCCACCAGAAGAUGACAAAAAAGAAGGUGGGAAAAAGUCUUCAUCAAGAACAGGAAACAAAAAAAGUGCUAAAGAAACGAAGGGUAAGAAGGAGGAUGAUGCAAAAGAAGAUGCCCCCUUUGGAGGCGAUUGCAUUAUUCCCACUUUACCUGAUGUAAAAGUUUGUGCUGCGAAGGCCAUAGCCAGAUCUGCGAGGAGUGCUGAAAAUCGUAAACUUCUUCACGAACAGGAAGCAGAAAAAAUGCUUACGACAUUACUUUCCCAUGAUUCACCAGAAGUGCAGGCUGCUGCUGCAUUAGCUAUUGGUGUGAUUUGUGAAAAUGUUAGCUCCAGAGAUUGCAUUAAAGAAAUGGGUGGUUUGGCUCCUUUAGUUAAGCUGCUCAACUCUGAGUAUGGUGAAGUCAAAGAAGCAGCGUCAUUGGCCAUAGCAAACUUGACAACAGCUAAUAAUAAAAAUUGUCUUGAGAUAAGUCGCCUUGGAGGCAUUGAUGCUCUGUUAAUGUGUCUAGGGGAGGUCAGGGAGGAAGUAAUAGCCAACGCUGCUUGUGCUCUAACUAAUAUGGCUCAGGAUGAAAAGCUGAGAACAGAGGCCCAUGCCAAAGGAGUUGUAACAGCACUCAUUUACCCUUUGUCAUCUUACAAUACUAAUGUACAAAGUAAGGUGGCUCUGGCAGUGUCAGCAUUUGCUUGUGAUGCAGAGUCAAGGCGUGAGUUUAAAGAAAAUGGUGGCUUGCAGCCUCUUGUGCAGCUGUUGAACUCUGGGAAUGAUGAAGUGAGAAGGAACACUGCAUGGGCUAUAACUGUGUGUGGUGUAGAUGAGCCCACAGCAUCAGAAAUAUGCAGGCUUGGAGGUCUGCAGAUCCUUCAAGAAAUUCAAACCUCUGCAUCAAGACAUAACACUUUUAUAGAGGCAGCACUGCAGAGAUUGCUGGAUAGCAACCUUUCUGCAAAGUUCUCAUUGUACAACCAUUUAGGUGCUGGCAACAUCAUUGAAGAUGGUUUCUUUGACUGUGGUCAGUUGAAGCAGGGCACAUCCUUUAAAACUUUGGAGGAAUACUGUGCUCAGGAGAUGAAUGACAAGAGACCUGUACUGCUUGUCAAUGCCAAAUGGGUCCCUAGUGAAGAGGAUUACACAGCCAGCAUUUCCAGCAAACUUGAAGAUGAUCAAAAAACUGAAAGCUCUUCAAAGGUCAAGGACACUUUGUUAAAAUCCAAAUCAAAGAUCAAGAAUGUCAGAUCUUCCAACGCUUCAAAUAGAGAGUCCCCUGACAACAAGAAAGGAAAAAAGUUUAAAGAAAAAGAAGAAAAAAAUCCAAAAGAAGAUGAUAGUCAAGAUAAAGAAAGAGAGAGUGUACUACGUGAGCCUGGCGUUUUCUGUCCACCCCCUGACCCACAGCUGUUCAAGUAUAUUGAAGAAGUGAUUGACAAAAUACUUCCACUCCCUAGUAUUAGGGUUCAAGUGGUUGCUUUGGCUGAGUUUGUUUCCUUAAAAAUGGGUGGAAGAAUUCCUCGGGGUGAAGUUGCUAACUUUAGUUGGGAGCUUCCGUUAAAUCAGCUUAGGUUCCAGCUAAAAUCAAAUGUCAUUCCUAUAGGGCGCAUCAAAGCAGGCAUACACAUCCACAGAGCUCUAUUGUACAAGACUUUAGCAGAUCGUAUUGCUCUCCCUUGUUCACUGACAAGAGGUGAAUAUAACAGGGCUUGGAAUGAAGUCUUGCUCCCUGAUGAAGAUGAGGAUCCACUGAUUCCAAAAUUUCCACCCAAGAGAUACAUAGUGGACUUGGUACAUGAGCCUGGCUCUUUGCUAGUUCCUGAUACACAAGCAGCAGUUAGCUACAUGAAGUUGUGAAGAAACUCUUUUGUUAGAAGAGUUACUUUUUAAUGGAACAAGCAUAGCUGUGAUUUUAAUCUAGAAACUCUCCACCCCUAAGUCAAGACACAAGCACAGUAUAAAUAUAUUAAUCUUUUAUGAAACACUAGUAUAUAUGUUUGGUUAGUUUUCAAGUUUAAAAGCUUGUAUUCAGUAAAUUGUCAGUAAAAGAAAGCAUUUGAAUGAAUAUACAAUAUCUAAAUGCUGGUGUAUUAAUACUAAAAUUGGAGUGGAUUUCUUCUACUAAGAUGCAAAUGAGAUUCAUAACUUUGUAAGUUUUUAGUAUUCAGUGUGACCUGCAAUUUGUUGACAAUUGUGAUAAAUAAUUAAAUAUUUAAUUCUCACAUUUUUUGUUUGUUUUUUCCAGUGUAUUUUACUUACAUCUUAUAGUAAAUAAAUAAGUGAUGAAUUCUGGCCCUAUCAAUAUGUCUUUAUAGUUUCUGUACCUCAAAACUGACCCAUCAAUAGGUUAAACAUUGUAACAUUUAAGAAUUCUAACAAUUUUGGUUGUAGUUUUCAAAAGUUAAAAGUCUGUACUUAAAUACAUUUAAAUGUAAUUCAAUAAAAGGUUGUAUGUA